CCGUCGGAUCGCGAGAUGGAGCGAUCUGGGCCGUCCGAUCGCGAGAUGGAGCAUUCUGGCUGUCGGAUCGAGCCCUAUGCUCAGGUUCGUGCCACCGCCUGUAAAUCUCGUGCCCCACGGAGGGCAUUGUCGACUUUUCACACGUCGGCGUAUAAAAGGAACUCGCCCUCCGUUGCGCCCCUCCGCUUCACUCCAGCCGCCGCCGCCCCCCCUAGCCUCGUCCCCCUCGCGCCUCCACCCCCUAGCCUCGCCUUCUCCUCCCGUCCUCUCCUCCGCCGCUCGGUCGCCGUGCCCGUGCUGCUCAACCCCCGCUGCCCCAUCGGCUGCUCCGCCGCCGUUCAUGGCAUCCGGGAGGCACGCGGCCGCGCCCCCUCCCGUCAUGCCGUCAAGGGUAUGAGGCAGGGGUGGCGGCGCGAGGUUUGCCCUCCGCCACCUCACGGCCUCUCGCACCGCCACCUUCUCUCCCGGGCCUCCUCCCCAGCGCUCGAGGCGCAGCAGCGUGGACGCCGCCACGUUCUUGAUCCAGUCGGAUCUGGCGCAGGUCGCCGUCAUCCGGCGCCGCACGGCAUGAUUCCAGAUCGGGCGAGGUCGCCGCCAGGAGAGCAGGAGCGGCUGCUGCAGCGAGUGCAGCGGAGGAGCCCAUCCUGGUCAAGCCCCACCCCGGCGGCUGCGUGUAGAGGAGGAGAGAUAGGGUUAGCAAGGAGGAGGUUGUCCCUGCGAAGAGGCAGCGUGAGGCUGCACCGGCGCCUACCCAUCUAUGCAUGUACAGAGAAUGGAUGAUGUCAAGUGGGUAAGGACGCCGUCAGUACGUGAUAAGAUUAGGUGCUGGACUUCUGGGUACCACGUCCACCCCAUGCCCAAAUCACACAGGUCUUGCAUCGUCUCCUACUGACCACACAUGCCCCAGUGAUACUAAUAAUACCAGAACUCACCAAGAUUAGUAUUUUCUAAAACUUUGCUUCUAGGGUCCAGUAGGUGUUCUGUUUGCUGUUUACUAAUGCUCUGAUCUAUUUAUUGUUGCAUGUGCAAAUAGUGAUCCUUGUUGCUCACUGAUACAUGCAGGUUUAUUAACCUUUUCCUUUUCUUCCUAUAAAUUUUCUUUGAUUCAGUUAUUUGACUAAAUAGUAUUAUAUGCCCAGGGUCAAUUAGUACCUAAAAUGCUACCUUUAGUUUCUGCAAUUGUUAUUAUGUUUCAUUGAUUCAGUCCUGUAGUUCAGUAGUUCCAGUGGAUUUUGCUAAAUGGUUUUGUAUCUAUAAUUAGUAAAAAAAUGGCUUUGGUUGGUUUCUGCAAUAAUUUCCCUCAAGCUUUCUACAGUCGGAUAUUUAUUAGUUAUUACACAUAUAGAGCUCUUUAAUUUCUUUGUUUAUAAUAUCACAUUCCCUCAUUAGUUUUCUGUUAUGUGGAGGAUAUUUUUCUUUUGCUGUGACAUGUGCUUUGUUAU
Messenger RNA from Triticum aestivum (bread wheat), 1442 nucleotides. RefSeq lists its product as uncharacterized. Lineage: Eukaryota; Viridiplantae; Streptophyta; Magnoliopsida; Poales; Poaceae. The transcript is spliced from 3 exons. Bases 16 to 780 code for a protein of 254 amino acids. The record is from RefSeq and is a predicted model, not a curated record.